Molecule: messenger RNA, 978 nt
Organism: Adelges cooleyi (spruce gall adelgid)
Lineage: Eukaryota; Metazoa; Arthropoda; Insecta; Hemiptera; Adelgidae
Exons: 5
Source: RefSeq, a predicted model, not a curated record
AUUUUUUUAAUAGGAGAAGUUGGAAAAACAUUUCUUAAAAAUAAGAAAAAGAAGUCUUUGUUAUCAAAAUCUAGGAAGCUUCUUUUUCCCAACAAAAAAAGAAUGAAGACAUCGCAUCAAGGUCUAGAUGAACAUUAUGGAAUGGCGGAACCGUUACUUGAUGAUGCCGUAUCUUUAGAUGAAAUAGAUAAAAAAAAAAUGGAUUUUAUAGAGUUUCUUAGGUUAAAUAAAUUCGAACGGUUAUCCUUAGAAACAAAUACCAGGGACCAAGCAAAUACACAAAUUUGGCACACUGAAAGACGAAAUCGUUUGACAGCUUCCAAUUUUGGGCGUGUUUGCAAAAGAAGAUCGACUACAUCGUGUAAAUCGAUAGUAUAUGAUCUUCUUUACCGGACGUUAUCUUCGGCAGCGACAGAAUACGGCAACGCAAUGGAGACAAAAGCAAUUUUAUUUUUACAACAAAAAUUAAAGUUAGUUGUUAAUCCAUGUGGUCUCCUUGUUGAUGAACAUUUACCCUUUUUAGCAGCCUCUCCAGACGGAUUAGUAGAAAAUGAUUAUGUCGUGGAAGUGAAAUGUCUAUUUUCAGCAAAGGAUAUUGCUAAUUUUGUAGAAGCUAUAAAUACGAAAAAGAUAACAUUUUGCCGUGUUAUAAAUCUAGAACGGCUAGAAAUAAAACGGGAUCAUAGUUAUUAUUAUCAAAUUCAAGGACAGAUGCAUAUAAGUCGAAGAAACUGUUGUUAUUUUGUUGUUUAUACUGACCAAUGGGCUGAAGUCGAAAUAAUACCAUACGACGAAUCAUUUUGGCAAGAAAAAAUGGUAACUCAAUUAGAAUGGUUCUACAAAGAGUGUUUACUCCCAGAAAUUAUUAAUCCACAAUACGGGAAAAGGCUGCAAACAAACGAUAUAAAAGAUCCAAAACUCAUAAUGGAUUGUAUAAAAGAAAAAAAAGGGAGGUAACACAUAGUUAUAAAAAUAACA